Messenger RNA from Culex quinquefasciatus (southern house mosquito), 1545 nucleotides. RefSeq names its product cytochrome P450 4C1. The record is from RefSeq and is a predicted model, not a curated record. Gene Ontology annotation, molecular function: iron ion binding; oxidoreductase activity, acting on paired donors, with incorporation or reduction of molecular oxygen; heme binding. NCBI's taxonomy places the organism in Eukaryota, Metazoa, Arthropoda, Insecta, Diptera, Culicidae.
UGAACGAAAGUCAAAAUGGAUUUCUGGGUUAAUUUUGGAUUGAUAUUGGGGUUUCUAUUCGUGGUGUUGUUCUUGGCUGAUCUAAUAGACAAGCAAGGUCGUCUGUUUCGUUCAAUGAAAAAGUUUCCGGGACCCCCGGUGCGUCCAAUCAUUGGCAGUGUGGAGGAGGUUAUGUUCUUGAAUCAAGCAACGACCUUCGAGUGGACACGCCGCUGGGCAAAGCGCUACCAAGCUUCGUACCGAUUCUGGCUGAACAGCUCAAUCUGCGUACUGAACGUAAUCCGCGUUCGCGAAGCAGAGCCACUGCUGUCCAGCACGAAGAACAUCAACAAGAGCCGAUUCUACCAGUUUCUGCACCCUCUGCUGGGGCUGGGUCUGCUGAACAGCGGCGGGUCAAAGUGGUCGCAUCGAAGACGCAUUUUGACGCCGACGUUCCACUUUAACAUUCUCAACGGCUUCCACCGGACGUUCGUCGAGGAGUGUGAGCUGCUGGUGGGCACGCUCGAUGAGCACGCUGCUUCGGGGCGGGCCACCGCGCUUCAGCCGGUAAUGUCACGCUUCACGCUGAGUACGAUUUGCGAAACUUCGAUGGGCGUUAAGAUGGCUUCGAUGGCAGGGGCUGAUGAGUACCACAAGAAGUUGUACGAAAUUGGCGAAAUACUUGUUCAUCGGCUGAUGCGACCCUGGCUGAUCAGUGAUUUCGUCUGCAAGAUCACCGGUUACCAAGCCGUCUUGCGGAAGCUACUGCUUCCGGUGCAUGCCUUCACGACUGGAAUCAUCAACAAGCGACGAGAGCUUUUCCAAAGGAACCCGGAAACCUUCGAUGAUCUGACAGCUGAAGAGAAUGUUAAGUACCAUACUGAGUACUUCCAACUGGAUUCGCUGCUUCGAGCCGAGCAGGACCAGAUGAUCGACGCCGGCGGAGUCCGCGAAGAGGUCGACACGUUUACCUUCGAAGGGCACGACACUACGGCGUCGGCGCUGGUGUUCAUCUUCUUCCAGCUGGCCCGCGAACGCGCCGUUCAGGAGAGCAUCUUCAACGAAAUCUACGCCCUGUACGACCGGAAACCGCAAGCGGACAAGUCGUUCCGACCGCAGGACUACGCCGAGCUAAAGUUGCUGGAUCGUGCGCUGAAGGAGUGCCUCCGGCUGUGGCCACCGGUUACGUUCAUCUCUCGAGCCAUCACGGAAGAUAUUGUACUGGCAGACGGAGCGCUGAUGCCAGCAGGUUGCGUAGCAAACGUGCAAAUCUUCGACCUGCACCGAGAUCCGGAGCAAUUCCCCGAUCCCGAGCGAUUCGACCCGGAUAGGUUUCUGCCGGAAAGCGUGGACAAACGGAAUCCGUACGCUUACGUGCCGUUUAGCGCUGGACCGCGGAACUGCAUUGGACAAAAGUACGCAAUGAUGGAGCUGAAGGUAGUCGAUGUGCAUACGCUGCUGCGGUUCCGGGUUCUGCCUGUUACGCGACUUGAGGAUAUUAAUUUCGUGGCGGAUUUGGUGCUAAGGAGUACCAAUGUCAUUGAAGUGCGAUUUGAAAGGAGGUAA